AUGAGUUUGAACUUCGCGUCCGCGGCGCCGCCGGUGCCCCCGCAGAGGUCAACGUCGUUCUUCAUCGAGGACAUCUUGCUGCACAAACCCAAACCGCUCCGAGACGUCUUCCCGUCGCCCUUCAGCAGCUCCCUGGCGUCCCGGAUGCCCAUCCUGGAGUACGGAUACCCGCUGAUGCCGACCCCGAUAAUAGCGUCUCACCCGCACCACCCGCUACACAAACCGGACCACCACCACCACCACCAGUAUUUCUUCACAUCCGGGAUGCAGAUGCCGGCGUUGUUCCAGCAUCAUGCCGAGUUGCCGGGGAAACACUGCAGGCGCAGGAAGGCGCGCACCGUCUUCUCCGACUCCCAGUUGUCCGGCCUGGAGAAGCGGUUCGAAGUCCAGCGGUACCUGUCCACACCAGAGAGAGUGGAGCUGGCUACGGCCUUGAGUCUGUCGGAAACACAGGUGAAGACGUGGUUCCAGAACAGACGGAUGAAGCACAAGAAGCAGUUGAGGAAGGCGCAGGAUGACCGUAAAAACCCAGGCGAUCUGGACACCAGGUCCACGGAGAACUCGAGUGAGAGUGACGUGACCGAGAAGAGCUGCGAGGAUGUCCGGCACGGGACGGACGCGGACUCGUACCUGCUGCAGGAGAACGACGACGACGACGACGACGACGACGACGUUGAUAUCGAGGACGACGUGUGCUCCCCACAGCAGCUGCUGUUAUAG
Messenger RNA from Lampris incognitus (smalleye Pacific opah), 720 nucleotides. It is a transcript of the gene bsx, whose product is annotated as brain-specific homeobox. Gene Ontology annotation, biological process: regulation of DNA-templated transcription. The record is from RefSeq and is a predicted model, not a curated record. The coding region runs from base 1 to 720 and encodes 239 amino acids. The transcript is spliced from 3 exons. Lineage: Eukaryota; Metazoa; Chordata; Actinopteri; Lampriformes; Lampridae. Gene Ontology annotation, molecular function: DNA binding; DNA-binding transcription factor activity, RNA polymerase II-specific.